Rotaria socialis is the source of this 3366-nucleotide messenger RNA. NCBI's taxonomy places the organism in Eukaryota, Metazoa, Rotifera, Eurotatoria, Philodinida, Philodinidae. The record is from the annotation of a GenBank genome assembly.
AUGUCUACUGAUGCUCAAUCAAGGCUUAUAGUAACUCGUGGUAUUCCUCUUUCUUCAUUCAUAUCAGAAAAUGUUGCUAAUACAUCUAGUGAAGAGUUCAUUCUUGAUCUUAGUCAACGGCCAAUAACAGCAAUGACAUCAGAAAUAAUAUAUAAAAAUUCUUCAAUUCAUUAUAUUGAUGAUUGGGCAAAUGAUGCAAAAUGUAACUAUACUGAUUCGAUUGAUGAUGACUUGAAUCGAAUAUCAAUAAUCAAUAGUGACAAUAAAUUAAAUAUUGAACACUCCUUAACUGAUCAAUUAAAGCAUCAUUCGCUACAAGAAGAUUCUUUGUCAGAUAGUUCAAAUAAAAAUCAAUCAAAACUUGAUCUUUAUUCGUCAAUAAAAAAAAAGAAUUCACCAUCUAGUCGAAUAAUAAUUCAUGAACUAGAACCUUGUUUAAGUUCAACUCGAUUAUGUUCAUCAAAUUUUCUUUGGUCAAAAUAUUUAUCUCAAAUAAGCGAACGAUCAGUGUCCGAUGAAUUUUUUGAUCAUUAUUUAGCAUCAAUUGAAUCCGGUUUUGAAAUUAAUAUGAAACUUGAAUAUUGUUAUGAUAUACAACGUGACUUAUAUUGGUUAACACAAGUACAAUUAAUAUCUCAUAGUUUAAUUCUUCUACAUUAUGUUGGUCUCCCUGAUGAUGACACAUCAAAUGAUUUUUGGGCGUACAUUUAUGGACAACGUUGUCAUCCGAUUGGAUGGUGUAAAGAAAAUAGUAAAUUAAUGUUACCACCACCUAUUGUUACUAAACGAGCUAUUCAACAAGCAGCAUUAAAUAAUAAUACUACAUCAAAUGGAAAUGAGAAACAAUCAAACACAAUGAAAGGAGAUCCAAAAACGAUUAGUCAAACUCCAUCUACUUAUCUAUUUGAUCAAGAUAUUGGUUUGACUCGUGCUGAACAAUUAAAAAAAGGCAUGUUGCUUGAAAUGCAAGAUAUAAAUCGGCCAUGGACACUAUGGUUUGUUCGAAUAAUUAGUAAUCGUGGUGGACGAUUACAUCUUCGAUAUGUUACAAAUAUAAACGUCUCAGAAGAAGAAGAAGCAGCAGCAGAAGACAAUUCCAGUUUAUUUUCAUUAGAUACUCAUAUAUUUUAUCUUGAUCGUCGUAUUCAUUUCAUUGGUUGGACAUCACUUAAUUCAUCAAUUUAUUUUUAUGAUAUUCCAACAUGUUUUACAUUAAGCAUCGAUAAACAACGCAUUAUUGAUAUGUGUAUAGUGGAAGCAGAAAAACAAUUUUUACCUCCGAACUUAUUUAAAGGACAAGAAGAAAUUGUUAAACAUCGUUUUACAGAAGGAAUGAAAUUAGAAGUAUUUGAAAGUAAAACUCAAAAUGUUCAUAUUGGAAGAAUUGGUCAUAUUCAUAAUGAAUAUUAUUUUGAUGUUAUCAUUGAUAAUGAAGAUGGAAAUGAAUUAUCAUUUAUUGCUCAUUCGACUCACCCAUAUCUUUUACCAGCACAUUGGGCUGGUGAACAUAAACUUACAUUAAUGAAUGGCAAAGAUGUUCGACAAACAGACGAUUAUUGGAAUUUAUAUACAGAAAAAAAUGGUAUCAAUAAUUUAGCAUCUGAAAGAUAUUUUAACUUAAUAACAUUAAAUCCAACAGGCAAUAAUAGAGUUGAACCUGGAAUGAAAAUGGAAAUGAUUUAUACAUUAGAUAAUAAAGAUAUUGUUUUUUCUGUAACACUUGUUCGUGUUACUAAUCAUCUUAUGUGGUUAAGACUUGACGAUACGAGUUUAUUCAAUGAUGAAAACCUUAUAUAUCAAGUUGUACCAAUAAAUUCAUUAGAUGUUUUUCCUGUUGGAUGGGCAAAAUUUAAUGACUUUCAGUUAAUAACACCUAUUCAAUAUGAAACUACUCUAAAAACAUACGAACAAAAUCGAUAUGAUUUAUUUUCGUCGGUAACACACUAUCCGAAAAUUCCUCGUGUAUAUUUAAAUGAAGUGUAUCUAUUAACAAUUUAUGUGAAUAUUCAAUGCUUUUAUGGGCCGCACUUUUGUUCACCGCGUCUUGCUCGUAUUCCAGCAAGAUUUGGUCCAGGUCCAUACCGUGAUGUUCUAAUCGAUAUGUUUCAUCAUCUUCUAGCAGUAAUAUCGACAAAUGCCCAUCGUACAUUACGACGACUAGAUUAUCACACAAAUAAUAAAACAACGUCAAAUAUGAAAACUGAAUAUAUUAAAGCAGCAAAAAGAUCUUCGAAAUUAAUACGUCCUAUAUCAAUACCAAGUGAACCUCGUUUAGUACAUCAUUAUCUACGUCAUAUAUGUACGCAAUUAGAAGCCUGCCCAAAUUUAAUUAGUAUGAAAAAUGUUGGCAAUCAUUGUCCAGAUAAAUGUCAUAUAUUAACAAAUACUUUCGCUUUUUCUUCACAUUCAAAACCUAAACGUCCUCAACUUCGUGCUGCACAAAGCAGAUACCGUAAACAAAAAUCUUUAUUAUGUCAUUUAAAAAAUACUCUGGAAACUUCAAAUGUGUCAAGUCCUGUUGUUGAAGAAUUACCACCAAUAGAACUGCAAACAACCGUAAUUAAUACAAGUGAUAUAUCUCCAUCAGUACCAGCUUCAUUGCCUGGUUGUGACAGACAAACACGUGGUUUUCGUGUUCAUAUUGAACGUAAAACACACACAGUCACAAGAACGAAUAGAAAACAAAAAUUAAUCAAUAACGAGGAAAUAUCAUCAAUAAAUGUUAAACAAGAACCUAUUGAAAUAAAUAAUAUGACAUCUGAAGCAUCAUCAUCAUCGUUAUCAUCAACAGCAAACAAUCAUUCAAUAAAAGAAACUAAACGUACAUGUAUAUCAAAGAAAAAACGCUCUAUAUCUCCAUCAAUUGUUAAUCGAUCGAAAUCACCAGUAACAUUGAACAUAUUAUCAACAGAUUCAAAUUCUUCAUUACUCUUAAAUAAAAAAAAUAAAAAACGAUGUCUUGCUCCAACGCUUCAAUCACAAAAUGACAUUAAUACUUGUUCAAAUGUUGUUAAACCCAAUAUUGAAAGUCAAAAUUCACCAACAUUUAUUCGACCAAUUCAACAGUACUCGAUCCCACCACCGAUUGAUCCACGAAAUCCAGUGACAUGGAAUGUUAAUGAUGUAUGUUGGUAUUUAAAUGAAUCUGGAUGUUCGUUUGCAUUAAAAACAAUCAAAGAACAAGAAAUUGAUGGCGCUGCUCUUCUUUUACUUGACGAUCUAAAUACUGUUCAAGAUUUGUUAGAAUUUAAAUUAGGUCCAGCUGUUAAAUUUUGUCAUGUCGUUGAACAACUGCGUACACAAGUUAUUGAUACAUUUCAUUCUUCACCAUCAUUAAAAACUCGAUCUCAUUUAUCAACAAAAUAA